This is a messenger RNA of Penicillium oxalicum, 447 nucleotides long. Its product is annotated as MAPEG family protein. Lineage: Eukaryota; Fungi; Ascomycota; Eurotiomycetes; Eurotiales; Aspergillaceae. The transcript has 2 exons. Gene Ontology annotation, cellular component: membrane. The record is from RefSeq and is a predicted model, not a curated record. The coding region runs from base 1 to 447 and encodes 148 amino acids.
AUGGCUUCUCUACUGGACCUGCAAGCUACACAGCUUCUCAAACCAGUCGUUGCAUUGGCAGGAUGGACCUUUGUGCAAGAAACAUGGAUGUACGCAACUCGAAUCCCUGCGAUCUACAAGUACAAAGUUAGCUUUGAGGAGGACAAAGUCAAACACGAUAAGCACACGAAGAUUCCGCUCAAGGUUCAACGCAUGGCCGAUAACUACAACAACUUGCACGAGCAGCCGCAAGUCUUCUAUGCCAUUGCGGUCGUCUUGACCCUCCUGGGUGACCAGAAUGAUCUCACCUACCGUCUUGCGUGGUCGUACACCGGAAUGCGCAUUGUCCACAGUCUGUUUCACAAUUUGGUCAAUGAGCCCAACGGAAGAUUCAGUCUCUUCGUUACGAGCUCGGUGAUGCUUCUGGGGCUCACUGGAAGGGCUGCUUCUUUGCUUUUUUGGAAUUGA